UAUUAUUUAUUAUAAUAACAGUUGUUAUACUUGGAAGGGUCAGGUGAAUUUAAAAUAUUUAAAAUGUCAGAAGAAACCGAGUCGCAACUUGACAAUGUACAAGAUAAUGAAGAUGACCUCAUUACCACUGAAGAAAAAUCGGUUUCCUACCCCUUGAAAGUUAUCUAUUGCCCAGAAUGUUCGCUGCCACUUGAAUACUGUGAGUUUAUGCCUGAAGCUGUUCUUGCCAAAUGUCGGGAAUGGAGAGAGAAGAAUUUGGAUGUUUUGGAGCAAGAAGGAGUUGAAAUGUCUUCACUGACCUUGGAUGAACCCAGUGGUGAUAAAAAGCGACAAAAACGGGGUGGGCGUGGUAACUUGAAAGCAAAACAAAAGAAAGAGCCAGAAGUUGUGAGAAUUGCAAAGAUUCCAAGAGGAAAGAGAAAAUUCAUGACCAGAGUGCAAGGAUUGGCCACGUUUGAUGUUAACCUAAAAAAGGCAUCAAAACUUUUUGCGCAAAAGUUUUCUUGUGGUUCGUCUGUUUCAGCAGCCGAUGAAAUUUUGAUCCAAGGUGAUGUCACUGAUGACCUCAUCAUUUUAAUCGUCGAUACUUGGAAUGAGAUUGAUGAAGAUCAUAUUGAAGACUUGGGCGAAGUGAAAAGAUGACAACUUGUUCUGAUUUGCUGUUUUUUUUUAUUUGCGUAAAGAAAUAUAAAGCACCAUUGUUUGAAGUUGCAAUGCUAGACAUGCUUGCUGUGUAAGCCAAAUAAAAGAAGGCUAUUUAUUCUGAUCUAAGAAAAAAA
This is a messenger RNA of Ciona intestinalis (vase tunicate), 779 nucleotides long. The record is from RefSeq and is a predicted model, not a curated record. NCBI's taxonomy places the organism in Eukaryota, Metazoa, Chordata, Ascidiacea, Phlebobranchia, Cionidae.